Molecule: messenger RNA, 3005 nt
Organism: Punctularia strigosozonata HHB-11173 SS5
Lineage: Eukaryota; Fungi; Basidiomycota; Agaricomycetes; Corticiales; Punctulariaceae
Exons: 6
Coding region: 1-2838 (945 amino acids)
Source: RefSeq, a predicted model, not a curated record
AUGGCGUCGCCACCACCCUCCAGCCCGGUAUUAGAAACCGCUGAACGAGGACCUGAACCUCCAGAAGAACCCCUGCAGCAUGACGUGCCGCACACUGGGAACCGCCGAUCCACGAGCCAAGGAGGAGAUGCUCGUAAUGAAGCUACCCGGCCCGUAGUGGGCGACGAACCAGGCUCAGAAGCUCGAAACGUCGACGAGGAAGCGGGCAAUCGCGACCCGCCAUCCGAACACAAGCUAAAGACGAAACCCGCGGAAAACAAGCCGACAAAACCUGGCGCCACGGGCUGGGACUACGUGUACGACCGAUUACGGUUAUAUGAUCAGGAAAUGAUCAAGGGCUACUCCCAGGAUAUCGACAACCUCCUCAUCUUUGCAGGUCUAUUUUCUGCGGUCCUCACCGCGUUUCUGGUUGAGGUCUACACUCAGUUGCAGCCGGACAACACUCAGCUUUCCGUCCAACUCCUCUCGAAUAUUUCUCUCCAGCUCCAGCAGAUCUCCUUGAACCAAGCCGCACCUGCGUCCGUCGAUCCGCUCAACAUGUCCUUUCAGGCCGAUUCCCAUGUGGUCGCGAUCAACGCGCUCUGGUUCCUCAGCCUCAUCCUCGCGCUCGCCUCUGCUCUCCUCGGCAUAUUCGUGAAGCAAUGGCUUCGCGAGUACAUGGCAUGGCCGAACAUCUCCCCCGUUCAGCACGCCAUACAGCUUCGGGAGUUCCGCUACGAUGCCUUCCAAAACUGGAAAGUCCCCACUAUCGUUACGUUGGUUCCUGGCCUUUUGCAGCUCGCGGUCGUGCUUUUCUUCGUCGGGCUCGUCACUCUACUUUGGCCCAUUGACACCGUCGUAGCUGGAGUGUGCUGCGCCGCCGCCGGUUUAACCACAUUCAUGGCGGCGCUGACUGUACUACUACCGCUGUUCUUCGAGACUUGUCCAUACAAGACACCGUUCGGAUGGAUGAUACGCCCUAUUCUACGACCGUUUUACCGCGUCAUCAGACCAUUUCUGUACUCCCUAUACUCUUGGAACCGGCCGGACUGGCUCCAAGCCAUUAUGUGGUACUUUUGGGAUUGUCAAUAUCCCGUCCCUGACAUGUACGCGUUCGAUGGAUGGGAUCAUCGCGAUCUCGCCUUGCGGCGCUUCGGACAUGACUCAGAGAGCAGCAUCGCAACUCAAAUCCACUCGCUGCUGUGGCUUGCCUCACAUGAGGAACCCGGAGACGGUGUGAUCAAGAAAUGCAUUUCCGAUGCACCAGGACCGCGCGUGCGCAUCCGUUCUGCCCUCCAACGACGUGAUAAUUCUUUGCCUGCAACGCCGGAGCAACGCCUGCGUGCAUACUGGAAGGCCAUCUCCGAGCUGUUAGGGAUGCCAUGUGUCGGAUCUAAAAUCCCGGCGCUCGAUGUACUCGACAAGGAGUGCAAAUACAACGAUGCCCAGGGAACCGUCGCAAUCAACUACCACAAACUUUAUCAUGCCUUCGAUUCGCUGACAUCCUUCAACGACACCCAAAUUUCGCUCAUAUCUGAACUACUCAAGUCCGGGCUCGAUAUGCUCCUCCGUGAUUCGAUGAGCGACAUUGACGAUUGGUUCGGCCUCUAUGUCAACUCACUGGCAAUGAUGACCUUCAUUGCAAAUAUGAACAUUAGUUUCGGUGCCACAUGCAUCGUCUUCCUUCUCAAAACCCUCGCAAACUCCAACCAGUCCUCGCUGACAAGCCCCGCGAAUGAGAAGAUUUUUGCCUUCAUUCACGCAUUUGGAAGUCACAUGCUGCACAUCUGGCCGGAGCCGGAAGAAAUGGCUGACAUGCUUGAGCUUGCAUGUUCAUGCUAUGACCGUGCCGCGUUUCGGACGGAUCCAUUGCAUCGUCUCCGAUUCUGGGCGGCGGUGUCGGUGGUCACCAGGACACGUACAUUCUUGAACGACUCCCAACACUGGAGCACGGCUAUGAAUGUGUUUGGUGACCGUUUGGUAGAGGCGCUCUCGCUAUGGACCGAGCCUCGCAAUGGACAGCCUGUUGCUGCAGGAGACUUGAGGGUGCACUGGUAUGAUCUAGCCUCUUUUCUGGGAUCCCAUUCGGACACCGCCCCCGAUUUCUCAAGAAAGGUCGCAAAUUUCAUUUUAGAGGUUCAUCGGCGCGGAACCUUCGCGGAUGGAAUAAUAAUGAAGGCAUUCAUCAACGAGCGUCAUCGGUGGGGUACACGCUGGGACAAUGCAAACGAUGUUUACGAAUACUUUGGGGUUAACCCAACACCGGGCAGCGGAGGGGCCGUCGGUCCUUCGUCGGAUACGCGCCAAGACGCCCUGUCAGUGCUACCACAUGCACAUUCCGUUCCCGACACGGAGUCAACGCCACUUCUCGGUCCAGAACCUAACAAAGAAACCGUCUCGUACGACGAUGGUCACGAUGGCACGCCAUCUUAUCAUAGGGCUUCCGCGUCGAACGCACUCUCGACUUCCGGGACCCUGCAGGCGCAGCGGACCGACUCUCACUCGAAUGGGGAGACCGGAGGUGGACAGGAGAGCAUCGUCGAUGAUGACUCGUUUCCUCGUCGCGGACAAAUUGUCCUUCAAGGCCCAAAGAUCAGUGCCCGGGGUAGCACUUCGUCGGCUCUUGCAGGAGAAAGUGGUGCGGGGUUGGAGCGCGGCGUCAGGCGUGCGAGCGCGCCGCUACCGCCUAAUACCUUGGACACACAGAACACGUCGAGUCGUACUUCACCCUAUGACGGAGUCCUGUCGUCGAGUCAAGAUCGACCGGUGUCUCGCGUCGAAAGUCAGGACGGUGGUGGAGGGCUGGCGGGUGUUCCCAUACAGGUGUCGAGAACGAUCGCGCCGAUAACAUUGGGGUAGGGGACGUAGACAACACCGAGUCGUCGCCUGGGACGGAGGAUGGGUCCUCGGGCUUCUCGGGACAGGACACUGGUGGACGUGUGAUGGGGGAAUCCGAGCCGAGGAGCGCCCAUAUCGAUUGCCCUAGAACAUGAUGACCUAUAGAGUGUUGGGCAGGUCUGAACAAG